Molecule: messenger RNA, 863 nt
Organism: Asterias rubens (European starfish)
Lineage: Eukaryota; Metazoa; Echinodermata; Asteroidea; Forcipulatida; Asteriidae
Product: peptidyl-prolyl cis-trans isomerase FKBP3-like
Exons: 7
Coding region: 100-771 (223 amino acids)
Molecular function (GO): peptidyl-prolyl cis-trans isomerase activity
Source: RefSeq, a predicted model, not a curated record
GCCACGAUCACGCUGCAGCGUGUACGUCGUCUGUUUUCUGUAAAAAUAAAUGUUAUUGUAUUUUGCUCUUCUCCGGAUUUGACGUUAAAUUUUCACAACAUGGCGUCUGAAACUGAAGUAAGUCGGCCUUGGACGGAUGAUGAGCUAAAAUCGGACAACACUGCCAAGAAAGCAAUUGCUACAUUUUUGCAAGAGCAUGCUUCCAAAAAGUUCUUGAGGGCACACAAGAUGCUGGGCUCUUUGAAACAAAUUACAAAGGUUUGCAACAAAGAUCAGUUUGUCAAAGCCUACAAGGAAUUGUUUGAGCAAAAGGCUUUCAAAGGUCCAGAUGACGAGGAGGAAGACUUGGAAGAGGUCACAAAGAAGGCAGCAGAGAUCAAGAUCAAACCCAAACCUGUUCAUGAGGAGAAAGUUGUUGAAGCCCCCAAGUACACCAAGAAAGUCCUGAAACAGGGUGACAAGACGACAUUUGCUAAGAAGGGAGAUCUGGUGUCUGUGUGGUACACAGGCAAGCUGACCGACAACACAGUGUUUGAUACCAAUAUUCAAUCUGGUAAGAAAAAGAAGACAGCUAUACCCCUCAAGUUUAAGGUUGGAACUGGCAAGGUUAUCCGAGGGUGGGAUGAGGGUUUGCAGACCAUGACUCUGAAUGAGAAGGCGGAGCUUACCAUUGAACCAGAGUGGGCGUAUGGAAGAAAAGGAAAGCCGGAAGCAAAGAUUCCUCAAAAUGCAACUCUCAUUUUUGAGGUGGAGCUUGUUGGUGUUGACUGAACAACAAAACGUGAACACCUUCUUCUUCUUCUGCUGCCUUAAAGGAUUUGUGUACUUUUUGUAACACAAAACACAAUGUCCACAGAUUUACA